Molecule: messenger RNA, 2851 nt
Organism: Quercus lobata
Lineage: Eukaryota; Viridiplantae; Streptophyta; Magnoliopsida; Fagales; Fagaceae
Product: Protein kinase superfamily protein
Exons: 5
Coding region: 472-2646 (724 amino acids)
Biological process (GO): protein phosphorylation
Molecular function (GO): protein kinase activity; ATP binding
Source: RefSeq, a predicted model, not a curated record
GGCCAAUUGGGUUUUCGAGAACUGCAAGGAGGAAAGGGGUAACGUUGUCAUCUCAUCUCUCUCUCUCUCCUCUCCCAUGCCUUCGUUUUUUUUUUGGAGUCGCAGACAACCUUGAAAAAGUGGGGGAAGCUUCCUAAAAAAACCACACGGUUUUGCUUUUGCUUUUGUCUUUCUUUUCGCCGCUCGUGUUUUGAUCAUCAAUCAGCAGCAAAUCAAUGAGAAAUAGAAUCAAAGACCCUGUAUUAGACUGGACUUCGUAAGGGCUAAUUAUAGAGAGGUUUUGGAAUAGAAUCAAACUCUAUGAGUAUCAAAAAGAAAGUACUGGUGGUUGUUGACUACAACUUGAAUUUGGCAGAGGAGUUACUUACAGCCAUUGAAGGAGCUCAGAUGUACUUUGCAGAACCAGAAAGGUUAUGAUUACUCUGUUUGUUUCGUGCAAAAGCAAAACCCAGUUCAGCUUAUAAGCUCAGAAUGAUUCCCUUUCGAAUCAUUGUCUCAAUUUUCAUAAUUGUGUUUCCAAUUCCAACUAGAGCCCAAAGCAAAGACGCGUGCAAUUCUACAUGCGGCAGUGGAGGUAAAACCGUAACCGUACAGUAUCCUUUCGGGUUCUCGGGCUCGUGCCCGAUCCGAUUGCACUGCGCCAGCAACUCCGAAAUCCAACUCAAUGACAAAGAGCUCUCGCUCCAAGUCGCCCACAUAACCUCGCAAAGCAUCUUCCUCAAUCUGUCAGAUGAUUGCCGCCGUCCGAUUGAAUCAAUCGAACCGCUCUUCAAUGAAAGCAACAACUACCGGCCGACGCGCCAGAACAGCCUCCUCCUCAAGAACUGUAACAGAACCCAGCCAAACGACUGCGUUUUGUCCACCAGUUUAUUCCCGUUCAAUUCGAAUACCUGCAACUCGAACUCGAAAAGUGGGGACAACGUAAGCUGCUUUUCGCAACAGAGUGGAGUAGGGAACAAGAAGCAGCAGAAGUUUUUGGACCUCAAGGCUGUCCAAAACACAACCUGCAAAACCGUGUUCUCUUCCAUCUUUGUUGAGUACAAUGGAAAUGGUUCGCCGCUCUCGCUCCAGUUUCACACGCUCGAGUUGCAGUGGUGGCUCAAUGGGUCCUGUAGCAGCUCUACUUCUAUUUGCUCCAACGAUUCGAACUGUACGGAUGUUAAGAGCGACGACGGUAGAUUUCUAGGGUUCCGGUGCAGCUGUAAGAAUGGGUUUCGCGGUGAUGGAUACCACGGCGGCGAGGGUUGCCGAAAAAACGAGACAAGUAAUUCCUCUCCAGUCGAGACAGUUUCUGCUUGCAAUCCUAAAAGGUACCUGUCUGGCAAAUGUGGAAGCAAUAGUAAAGUUCGUUUUCUCCUUGGAGGGUUUGCUGCUGGAGCUUCUAUAGUGGCUGGUCUGUUUCUUUUUUGUUACUUUAUUCGGCGUCGUUCCACUUGUUUGAAAAACCAAAUGAGUACAAGACGCCUUGUAUGUGAAGCUGCUGGCAACUCCAGUGUUCCUUUAUAUCCCUACAAAGACAUAGAAAGAGCAACUAAUAGCUUCUGUGAGAAACAAAGGCUGGGAACUGGAGCUUUUGGUACGGUUUAUGCAGGAAAACUUCACAAUAAUGAGUGGGUUGCCAUAAAAAAGAUCAAACAUAGAGAUAACAACGGUAUUGAUCAAGUCUUAAAUGAGAUUAAGCUCCUUUCCUGUGUGAGCCACCCAAACCUAGUCCGCUUGUUAGGUUGCUGUAUAGAGGAAGGUGAACAAAUCCUUGUCUAUGAAUUUAUGCCUAAUGGUACUUUAUCUCAGCAUCUACAAAGAGAGAGGGGCCCAGGUCUCCCAUGGACAAUACGACUCACAAUUGCUGCUGAAACUGCUAAUGCUAUAGCAUAUCUCCACUCUGCCAUGAAUCCACCAAUUUAUCACAGAGACAUCAAAUCGAGCAAUAUAUUAUUGGAUUUCAGCUUCAAAUCAAAGGUAGCUGAUUUUGGUCUUUCUAGACUUGGCCUGACAGAAACAUCACACAUCUCGACAGCCCCACAAGGGACUCCAGGCUAUGUUGAUCCUCAAUACCAUCAAAACUUCCAUCUUUCUGAUAAAAGUGAUGUUUACAGUUUCGGGGUAGUUUUAAUAGAGAUAAUAACUGCAUUGAAAGUUGUUGAUUUUGGUCGACCUCAGACUGAAGUGAAUUUGGCAGCACUUGCUAUUGAUAGGAUUGGGAAGGGUUGUUUGGAUGAGAUAAUUGAUCCUUUCCUUGAACCACAUAGGGAUGCUUGGACACUUUAUUCUAUUCACAAGGUGGCUGAGCUUGCCUUUAGAUGCCUUGCUUUUCAUAGUGACAUGAGGCCUUCUAUGAUGGAAGUGGCAGAAGAGCUGGAACACAUCAGGCGCAGUGGGUGGGCAUCAUUUGAGGAAAAUAUAUGCAUGGCAGCUUCAGUGGUAUCCUCUUGCUCAUCACCGCGUAAUGGAAGCAUGAAGUCAUUGGAUGGUAUGGUAGUCGGGAAGGCAGGGGUGGAGAGCCAGAGAUUGUUUGGCUUGAAGAAGGUGAACGAUUGUCUGGCUUCGCUGGAGGAGGUUAAGGAUUGCUCCCCUGUUUCUGUUCAUGAUGUUUGGUUAAGUGACCAGAGCUCACCUUCAACGAACAGCUUGUUGGGUAAAAUGUAAAUCGGUGAUAUGAAAGCUUAUUAGCUUUAUGUUAUCUUGUGAAUACCAUACAAGUAUUUUAGAGCUCUGUCUUACCAAUUACCAACCUUACUGCUUAUACAUUGCUUGUAGGCUGACAUUAUGCUUAAUCUUAGAUUAUACAGUACUUAUAGGUAUCUUUAUUAUGCUUAAUCAUAUAUUUCUCUUGAUAAAUAAAUUACUUUUU